Zalophus californianus (California sea lion) is the source of this 717-nucleotide messenger RNA. RefSeq names its product collagen alpha-1(I) chain-like. Lineage: Eukaryota; Metazoa; Chordata; Mammalia; Carnivora; Otariidae. Bases 1 to 705 code for a protein of 234 amino acids. The transcript has 3 exons. The record is from RefSeq and is a predicted model, not a curated record.
AUGCUCGCGCUUUCCCGCCGCCCGCCGCCACCGCGCGCCCCGGCGCCGCUCGGAGCUCCCAUUGGCGGGCGUCGGCGGCGCGCGCCGGGAUUGGCUGAAGCGGCAACGGUCGCCCCGCCCCUUCCGGCGGGCGGAGUCACCGCCUUCCGGGCCGGGAGAGCUGGUGGCGGGGACUGUGGGCCGCGGGCGGGGAGGCCGAGGGGCGGCGCGGGGCCGUGUGGCGCUGGCCGCGGGCGGACAUCCCCGCUCCCUCGCGGGGGCCGUCUGCUCGGCGACAGCCCGGCGGCGUCCCGCGGCGGGGGGCGGGGCCGUGCGCACACCGGCGGCUCGACAGUGCCGGGAAGGCCGUGUCGCCGCCGCCGUUCCAGUGCUGGGACCGAUCGUCAGGGGCGACGUGGGCCGACUCCCGGGAGAGGGGAGGCGGCGGCCGUGCCGCCCCUCGGGCCCGACUGCUCCGAUGGGGGUCACCGUCACGUCGGGAGGCGCUGGCUCCUAGGGGCUGUUACUAUUUUAGGGGCGCCCGGGCCGCCUGGGCGUGUUUCAGACAGCAGACCGUGCUCUCCCUUUACUCGUGGCUUCCCCUUAUUGCAACCUGGCCGUGACUGUGCUGAUGAAGGCAAAAUGCCCUGGGGGCAUAGAACAUGCUGGAAGGAAUCUGGGCCCCUGAGUGACCCCGUGGAGCAUGGCUGCCAUCCCCCGGACUAACCAUGUUGGGAC